Messenger RNA from Pneumocystis jirovecii RU7, 1617 nucleotides. RefSeq lists its product as uncharacterized. The transcript is spliced from 2 exons. The record is from RefSeq and is a predicted model, not a curated record. Gene Ontology annotation, molecular function: RNA polymerase II cis-regulatory region sequence-specific DNA binding; DNA-binding transcription factor activity, RNA polymerase II-specific. NCBI's taxonomy places the organism in Eukaryota, Fungi, Ascomycota, Pneumocystomycetes, Pneumocystales, Pneumocystaceae. The coding region runs from base 1 to 1617 and encodes 538 amino acids. Gene Ontology annotation, biological process: regulation of transcription by RNA polymerase II.
AUGACAACUCAUUUAUCUUAUAUGACAUCAAUUUCUACUCCAGAAUCACAAUAUGUCGUCUCUACACCUACUCCUUUGUACUCAAUUUCACCAUCUAAAAUUUUCCGACAAGAUGUUCCUUCAUCAUUAGCAUAUAAAUCAAAUAUCUCUUUCAAAUCCACCUCAUCACUUCUUCCUCCUCCUAUUAAAAAUAUUACGAAUCAACAUUGUAAGGCACCAUCUAAAGCGUCUGCAAAAUCAUCAUUAAUAUCUCAAUACCCACCGCCACCAACAUUUUCUAAAAAUGACUUUACAAUGCGUUCUUCAGCAUGCAUAAUAAAUGAUAAAGAAAAUAUGGGGCCAAAUAAUGCUUUAAUAUCGAAUACAAAAUCUUCUAAAAUUUCUUCACGUCAAGAUUUACAUGAAUUUUCAAAAAAUACAUCAUUACCAAUACAAAAUAUCGUAAUUCCUGAACCACAUGAAAUGCCUUUAAUUGAAGAUGAUGGACAAAAACCUCCUUAUAGUUAUGCAACAUUAAUAGGGAUGGCUAUUUUACGUGCUCCUCAACGUAGAUUAACAUUAUCUGCUAUUUAUAAUUGGAUUUCUCAAACCUUCGAAUAUUAUUGUAAUAAUGAUUCUGGUUGGCAAAACAGUAUUCGACAUAAUCUUAGUCUUAAUAAGGCCUUUGUCAAACAAGAACGACCUAAAGAUGAACCCGGAAAAGGUAAUUAUUGGACUAUUGAACCUGGAUAUGAAUUCCAGUUUAUGAAAGGACGUACUCGUAAAAAUAUAUCAUCAGGAUCUAAACGGCCUACCUUAAUGCCCUCUAUAACAGUCUCUCAUAUUGAUAAAAAACGAUCUUUUGCUGAAGAUAUUGUUGAGUCAAAUCACGAAACACAGUCUACAAAGCGCUUCAAAACAGAGUGUCAUACUAGUGAGAUAUUAUCAUCAUUAUCGUACCAACAUCAUGAAUCUACUCCUCCAUCAACACAAGAAAAAGCAGAUUUACUCUCUAAUAAAAAUUAUGAAUGCUUUGAUACUCUUCCUCGAUCUCAAACAACUCUUUCUAAACAGAUGCUUUCACAAAAUCAUUUCGAAAACGGUUCUACAACAACAGUAUUAGAUUUUGUUUCUCCACCUAUAUCUCCGCAUCAUGACUCGAUGUUCAGCUCUAUACCUUAUUCUCCAUUAACACCAGAGCCUACAGUACAAACAACUUCAACAUUAUCUACAUCUAGCCCAGCAACAUGUUUACGUAAACAUAGAGAUCAUAUUAUUAAAUUAUUAAAAACUCCAGAAAAUAGUCAGGCUUUUGUCGAAGAAGAUCUUUGGGAAAAUGGAGGUAUCAAUGGUAAUUCUCAAAGUCAUAAUACAUUUAUUUUUGAAGAAGAUGAUAUCAUAUCUAAAGCAUGUUUUGGCAGCCCUGACAAGCGUGAAGCUAGACGUCGAGAAAUUAGAAGAAGUUUAAUUUCCGGAUUAAAUAGUAAAGAACUUUAUGCUGUAGAGGGUGUUUCAGAAGUUAUUGAUGUUUUUGGAAUUGAUAUAGUUAGUAUUGUUCGUCGGGAAAUUGAACGCAUUAAACAAAGCGGGGACUCUACAAUAUCUGGGACUACGACUCUUGAAAAAUGUCUUGCAUAA